UAAAAAUAUCAAUUCCUUACCUGCUACCCAUUUAUGAAAUCCUAAACUCUAAAAGGUCUAUUCCGGUUAUUUCCUCUCUUUUCCCUCAUGCCUCUCUCGACUCUGGCUGCAGCUCAAGCUUCUUUUCUCUUUCAUUUUCUCUCACUAUCUCGAGAGUCAAGCUCCAAUACACUUGAACCUUUUUCCUUAUAAUUUCCAGAUUCCACGAUGUCCAACAAACUAGAAGACAAAGUGGCCGUAAUCACUGGCGGAGCAAGCGGCAUUGGCGAAGCCACCGCCCAUCAUUUCGCUGUUCACGGUGCUCGUAUUAUCGUGAUUGCUGACAUCCAAGAUGAACUAGGUCAAAAAGUAGCCACAUCAAUUGGUUCCCACAAGUGCGCCUACAUGCACUGUGAUGUUACAGAUGAAGAACAAGUAAAAAAUUUAGUUCAUUGGACGAUCCAAAAAUAUGGGCAGCUUGACAUCAUGUUCAGCAAUGUUGGGAUAAUUAGCAGCUCAACUCAAACCAUCCUUGACCUUGAUCUUACAGCUUUCGACCGCCUUUUUUCUGUCAACGUGCGUGGUAUGGCUGCGUGCGUCAAACAUGCGGCUCGUGCCAUGGUGGAGAGGGGGCUGAGAGGGAGCAUCGUGUGCACCGCGAGCACGUGUGCGAGCUGUGGUGGCAAAAACGACAUUGAUUAUUACAUGUCAAAGCAUGCAGUGCUUGGUUUGGUAAGAUCAGCAAGCAAGCAGCUUGGGGUGCAUGGGAUUAGGGUGAACAGUGUGUCACCUUAUGCGGUGGCGACGCCGGCUUUGUGUCGUAAAUGGGGAAAGGAGGCAGAGGAAGCUGAGAAGGUGUUUGAGACCAACACUAUCUUGAAAGGGAGGGUGCUGAAAGUGAAGCAUGUUGCUGAUGCUGUGGUAUUUCUAGCGUCUAAGGAUUCUGAGCUUGUUACUGGGCAUGACUUGGUGGUGGAUGCUGGGUUUCUUGGCAAAUAAACAUCAAAUGUUUCAGCGUAGCGGGCUCAGGCCUGGCUGAGAUAACGCUAGCCACUUGGUGUCUAGUUUAGUUGGGGAGGCCCUAGGUAACCCGGCGUCAGACAUGUAAUAAUAGGAUAAAGAUACGGUUGGACGCGGCAAUAAAAGUAUUAAUACUUUUUAUUAAUGUAUAAUAAAAUA
Durio zibethinus is the source of this 1158-nucleotide messenger RNA. RefSeq names its product (+)-cis,trans-nepetalactol synthase NEPS1-like. Lineage: Eukaryota; Viridiplantae; Streptophyta; Magnoliopsida; Malvales; Malvaceae. The record is from RefSeq and is a predicted model, not a curated record.